AUGGGGAGGAAGUGCUCACAUUGUGGAGUCAUAGGCCAUAAUUCAAGGACCUGCACAUCUUUGAGAGGCUCUACUCUCGUUGGACUUCGCCUCUUCGGCGUGCAAUUAGACACUUGUGUUACCAUCAAGAAAAGCUUCAGCAUGGACUCUUUACCCUCUUCAUCAUCUUCCUCAUUUUCUUCAUCAAGGCUAACCAUUGAUGAAAAUUCUGACCGAACCUCUUUUGGGUACCUAUCAGAUGGUCUCAUAGGUCGAGUACAAGAGAGGAAGAAAGGAGUGCCAUGGACAGAAGAGGAACACAGAAUAUUCCUUGUUGGACUGGAGAAGCUCGGAAAGGGUGAUUGGAGGGGAAUCUCUAGAAACUUUGUGACCACAAGAACCCCGACACAAGUGGCAAGCCAUGCUCAGAAGUAUUUUCUUAGAUUGGCAACUAUAGAUAAGAAGAGGCGACGUUCAAGUCUUUUUGACUUGGUUGGUAGCAACAACCCCAAUAUGGCAGGUUGUAAUUCAGUUUCAGCUCAUCAUCAAAAUGAUGAGUCUAAACGUGAUGAAGUUAAGAAUAAUGGUGCCACUUUGUCAUUGCUAGGGCGUAUAACCCACUUUCAAGAAGAAACUAAAUCUGAUUAUAAGCAAGAAAAUCUUGAUAAUUGCCCUCAUCAAGUUCCUAAUCUGGAGCUCACUCUUGCAGGCCCCAAGGGAAAGACCCUUCAUCAGGAACAAAACAAACCAACCCCUUCUGCUCCAUUCCUGCUUGGGCCAAUUACUGUGACUUAA
Molecule: messenger RNA, 774 nt
Organism: Sphenostylis stenocarpa
Lineage: Eukaryota; Viridiplantae; Streptophyta; Magnoliopsida; Fabales; Fabaceae
Source: the annotation of a GenBank genome assembly